AAGUCACUGAAUGGUUAUCGCAAGUGUGCGUCAAUCGCCGCGCAUUACGGCAUGAGUGAUGUCUUUGAUAAUUUGAUCAUUCAUCUAUGCAAAUUCUCUACGCUCAUGACUUCUGCUGAAGGAGGUGCAGAACAAAAUCUUGAGAUGCAGCGUAGUGGUGGUUUAACCGAAAUGACAAUUCAAAACGCUGAACAAGUAUCAAUUGCGUUUGGUGAGAACAAUAAAGCGCAGAUGGCAGCAAAAGCUAUGUUCCAACUAGUACACACGCAUGGAGAUAUCCUCAGAGAGGUUCGUUGA
This is a messenger RNA of Anisakis simplex (herring worm), 297 nucleotides long. NCBI's taxonomy places the organism in Eukaryota, Metazoa, Nematoda, Chromadorea, Rhabditida, Anisakidae. The record is from the annotation of a GenBank genome assembly.